CACGAGCUGACGCUUCCUCCACAUCCAGAGCCAGAGCAAGAACCAGGAAGUGAAAGUACACACAUGGAGGGUGUGUCGUUCCCUGCCACUGAAUGUUUUAUUUUUAAAAACACAGUCCUCCGAGGAUAAGUAAUGGGGGACUCUGCGAGGACCAAGCGGCGGGAGCAGCUGAAGCGCUGGGCCGGCUCGUGCACCGACAAAGCGCCGGCGGUGCCCAGGCGGAGGUGGCGGGGCGAUGCCGAGAACGGAGCAGGGGAGCCGGAGGCCGAACUCAGCGACCCGCCGAGGGAGCAGCCCGAGUGUGAGGGCAGAGAUGAAACCAGCCCCUUCCUCAAACGGCGGAAAAGGGUGAGGUUUGACAGGGCUGCAGAGUUCCUGGCUGCCUGUGCCAGCGGGGACACGGAGGAGGCCCAGGUGAUGCUGGAGGAGGCCAAACAGACCAAAAGGAGGAAUGGAGAGGAUGUGGUAGAAAUUAUUAACUGUUCCAAUGCAGAUGGAAUCACUGCUCUCCACCAGUCCUGCAUAGAUGGCAGCAUGGAGAUAGUGACCUUCCUUUUGGAGCACGGUGCCAAUGUGAACCAGGUGGACAGUGAGGGAUGGACGCCGCUCCAUGUUGCUGCCUCCUGUGGCUACCCCGACAUUGCAGAUUUUCUUGUGCAGCAAGGUGCGUCUCUUUCUGCUGUCAACUGUGACGGUGACGUUCCUCUGGACAUCGCUCUGGAUGAGACCACUGAAUCCCUCCUGCAGAGUUACGCUGUGAGACUGGAUGUGGACAUGGAGGCAGCCAAGCGGCUAGAGGAAGAACAGAUCAUGUCAGACGCCCGGACCUGGCUGACUGAGGGCCCACCAGCUGAUUUACGACACCCCCGGACUGGGGCCACCCCACUACAUGUGGCUGCUGCCAAAGGCUACCUAGAGGCCCUCAAGAUACUGUGCCAAUGUGGGCUGGACGUGUCAGCUAUGGACUAUGAUGGCUGGACGCCUCUCCAUGCCGCAGCACACUGGGGUCAAGGGGAGGCCUGUUGCAUUCUGGUUGAACAGCUGUGCAAUAUGGAGGCCCGCAGCAACGCGGGUCAGACACCAUUUGAUGUAGCUGAUGAAAGCAUUGAGGAGCUCUUGGAGGAGUUAUCACAGAAACAAGCGAAGUCCAUACAGGACAGGCAAAACCAACAAGGCUCCACUGCCGCAAAUGCACAAAAAAAGCGGAGGAGCUCAGUGUGCAGGAUGAGCAGUAAAGACAAGAUGAACGUGCAGGACCAGUCUAAAGAGAGGGGUGUUUCAGGAAGUCUGGAACUGAGUGAGGAGAAAGAGAGCAGCCCCGAAAGUUCCACAGUAUCCAGUCCAGAGAGUGUGACUACAUCAACCGUCAGCUCUGCUGACAAGACACCAGAAGAGAGAGAUGAGGAGAGGGAGCAGGACAAGGCGAACCGCACCGCCAGAGUCCAACCUACUCCUCAGACACGAGACACGACGGCUGAGAGCCCCAACACCCCAAACACCGACAGGCGCAAGUUCCAGGCUCCAGUCAGAGAUGAAGAGUCUGAGUCUCAAAGGAAAGCCCGCUCUCGGAUGAUGCGGCAGUCCCGUCGCUCCACACAGGGUGUGACUCUGACAGACCUGAAAGAAGCAGAGAAGACUGCAGCUAAAGCUGCAGAUCAACCGCCUCGCAACAUCCAGCCCGUCAGCCCCAUUGUUACUGUCACGCCUGCUGAAAGGGACACAGACCCAGUGAACCAGGGCGAGCCGGAGGGAGAGAAGCGUCUGGGAGUGAGGGACAGGAGGAGAGGGAGGAGGGAGAGACGAUCCACCGGCAUCGUUCAGCCAGGUGGAGAGAAUGAAGAUGAUGACACUCAUUUGGAUGACACAAACAGUAACAGCACUUCCAAUGAGACAGAACUGGGAGACUCGUCAGCUGACUACAGAACGCUGUACUUUAAGGUACUGCAGGAGAACCUGGCUCUGAAGGACAAGCUGCAAGAGAUGGAGCUUCUGCUCAGCCAGAACAAAGUGGAGCUGGAGAGACUGCGACAGGUUCGGCAGAGUCAAGAGAGCAGCACAGACAGACCCGCCCUGCUGGAACUGGAGAGAUUUGAGAAGUUGGCCCUCCAGAGGAAAGCAGUGGAACUGGAGGACGAGCUGAAGGUUCUGGGGGACCUCAGAGCGGACAACCAGAGGCUCAAGGAUGAGAAUGCCGCCCUCAUUCGAGUCAUCAGCAAACUCUCAAGAUGAACCUUUUAAAAAAAAAAAAAAUCUACAUGGAGCUAAAAAAGUAUUACAGGAUUUUUGUUUUUUUUUUACCCAGCUUAGAAGACACAAAGCGGAACGGGAGACAACGGCAGCAAACACCUGCAGCGCACAUUCAACAGUAACUGGAAAAGCGUGUUAGAUUUCAGGGUUAUUCGUCUGUGUUUGGGCCUUUAUGUUUUGGCAGAUCUACUGUAAAACAAGCUGAACUGCACCUCCUGUGGACUGACAGGACCCGCCUGUUCACGUCCACUUUUAUAUUAAGUCUUAUUGUAUUUUUUUAACUGGAAUAUUUUAAUGUGCUUUGCUUCCCUGAUACUUUGUAUAAACUCUGUAUUACGAGACUUAAAGCCAUGCACAGUGUGAGCUCACAGUAAUGUUUUAGACACCCUCUGAUGAGGAGGGAAUAAAAAAAGGCAAGUGUAAGGGGUGGUUACUAGAAAAAGACAAAAAAUAAAUAGACUUAUGAUAAAUGUGCCAAAAACCAGCCCCUGUUUUGCAUGUCUGUUGGGGAAAAGUGGUCAGUGUUGUUUCUCAGGAUGAGUCUUGGGUCGAUGCUUUCGGUUUUGGCUGACUGCUAUAAAGGUGGACCAAAUUUGCAUGCUCAUUUCUCCCCCAUGCUCCUCUGAAUGUAUAUUUAACAUGUAUAUUUAUGUACAGGGACCAUCUGUGCUUGACAGCGACGUAAAGGCGUAUGCGUGCUUCCUGUUGUACAAAAGACGGAGAGUUUUGGGUGCUUAUCAUGGACGUCAGGCGCAGCUGUGGUUCAGAGGGAUUUUUAAAUUUGUUACAAACGUCGGUAACACUUUCUAUGAAACCCAUCUAUAACGCAUUAUAACGCAUCAUGAACAUACUUAUAAUGCCUCUAUAGUGCUGUAUAAUCAUAGUUAAAAGCACUCAAGGAUAUCUAUAAUGCUUUAUAAAAAUAAUCAUAAUUCAUUAUGAUGCCAAUGUCUAUGAUGAGUUAUGAACAUACUUAUAAUGUGUUAUAGUAUGCAUAUAGCAUUUAUAAAUAUGCAUAUAACUAUAUAUGAAUGAUACUCAUGUUUGUUGUCCUUUCUUAUGUUAUGAAUCUGACGAGCAAGAAUGCCAUAUUUGUGGUUUCUUCCUAACCUGUACUCCCAUUUAAUCACUCUGAACAGCUUUCUUGUGCAGAUCCCUAAAACUAUGAUUAUACAGCACUAUAGAGGCAUUUUAAUGCAUUAUAAGUAUGUUCAGAAUGUGUUAUAAUGCAUUAUAGACAUGCACCAUAGAAAGUGUUGCCAAAAUGACAGAUCGUUUAAGAGCUUUAGGAGAAUGCUUGCUCUAUUCUUAGUACUGUAAGUCAGUAGUAAUUCUGCUUUACUGUUUUGACUAGACGCUUCUGAAAGCAACGACCCCUAAGCUAAGUAUUCACCCUGUGACGGACGGCUGUUAAGUGUUGAACAGACAGGCCAGAUGGGUCAACGUUUGAAUGUUUACUCCACCGUUAAAGAAAAUACUUGCAUGUCAAAUUGUAUUUUGAUGCUGUGCCUUUGGAUAUACAUUUCUAAGUAAUAUUUCUAUUUUGCUUUGGCAAACGUACACUGUUAAGUAUGAAAUACAGUAUGGGCAUAAAUGA
Plectropomus leopardus (leopard coralgrouper) is the source of this 3844-nucleotide messenger RNA. It is a transcript of the gene ppp1r12c, whose product is annotated as protein phosphatase 1, regulatory subunit 12C. The record is from RefSeq and is a predicted model, not a curated record. Lineage: Eukaryota; Metazoa; Chordata; Actinopteri; Perciformes; Serranidae. Gene Ontology annotation, molecular function: enzyme inhibitor activity; phosphatase regulator activity; protein kinase binding. Gene Ontology annotation, biological process: signal transduction. Gene Ontology annotation, cellular component: cytoplasm.